AUGACGGACCAGACGGCCCUAUUUAGGAAAUGUGUUCAUAUAGUGCAGCAGAGCAUCGGAAACAAUGCACUUGAGACUAAUGCGAAUCAGUGGACGAAUAACGAAGAAGGGGAGUAUUUGUUGAAGGACACAUUCAUAAAAGAGUCCCAAGAUCUAUUGAAAGUGAUAUUCGAGCUGCGAAAAGUACUUAAGUUGAUCGAACCGCAGUAUUUUAGCGAUACCGAUAUGUCGGAGAGUGAGAAAGAUGAGUUUGACACUGAAUUAAGAUUGCAGUUCCAUAGAUACGCUCAGAAAUUUCGGUUGCUGCAAAAUUAUGAGGAGGAGCGUCAGAAAUUGAUUACCCAGAAAUUUUUGUCGGGAGCAACAUCAAUGUCAAGCUUUUUCCAUUCAGCGCCCAAAAAUGAAAAGGUUGCGUUGUUUCAUCGAACCAAUAAUGAGUUUAGAUUAGGAGUGCUUCAGAUUCUAAGUAUGUGGUUGAAUACUGUAUCUAGCCAGUUCACGUCUAUGCAGCAAAAGAGGCUUUCAGCGCAGAAAAAGUUUGACAACCUAGAUUUUAAUUCGGGCUUGCACUCACCAUCAGAAAUGACGGAAGCCAAAAGUGUUUCAUCAAUUUCUCAGAGUCAUGUGUUGGAGAGUACUCAGGAAGAAGUGAAACGCUAUGAAGAAACGAUUUCGAUGCUUACUCAAGAGCAGUUGCAAUUACUGGAAAAUGAACACGAGGACCUUCUUAAUCAAAAAGACGAGCAGCUGAAGGCAGUUGGAAAGAUAAACAAAACUAUAGUGGAUAUAGUGUCUAUUCAAAACGAGAUAUCUGCUAAUUUGCAGGUGCAGUCACAAAAUAUAAAUAACAUUUUGGAUCAUCAAGAUGAUAUAGAGAUAAACAUCAAAGAGGGCAAUAAACAGUUGACUAGAGCGAAGAAAGCUGCUGGCAGGACUGCGAGAAUGACCACUUAUACCGCAAUUAUACUGGCAAUAGUGAUUCUUUUCUUGGAUUACGUAAGUUGA
Messenger RNA from Zygotorulaspora mrakii, 1005 nucleotides. RefSeq names its product Ufe1p (gene UFE1). Lineage: Eukaryota; Fungi; Ascomycota; Saccharomycetes; Saccharomycetales; Saccharomycetaceae. The coding region runs from base 1 to 1005 and encodes 334 amino acids. The transcript has a single exon. The record is from RefSeq and is a predicted model, not a curated record. Gene Ontology annotation, cellular component: endoplasmic reticulum; SNARE complex. Gene Ontology annotation, biological process: retrograde vesicle-mediated transport, Golgi to endoplasmic reticulum.